Messenger RNA from Salpingoeca rosetta, 1104 nucleotides. Its product is annotated as Sir2 family transcriptional regulator. Gene Ontology annotation, molecular function: NAD+ binding. The coding region runs from base 1 to 1104 and encodes 367 amino acids. The record is from RefSeq and is a predicted model, not a curated record. The transcript is spliced from 2 exons. NCBI's taxonomy places the organism in Eukaryota, Choanoflagellata, Craspedida, Salpingoecidae.
AUGAAUCAGCAGCACAGAGGGCAACCCAAGACAGAGAACACACAAGAGCCAGAAAGCGCGCCCGCGCAAGAAGACGAAGACACGCCGCAAAUACAGAAGAAGCAGACAAGUCAAACGGCAAACCAACAACGAAUACACGAACAGCACAACCAACAAGGGCCAGAUGCGCCACUACCAGCACCCCCGCCAGCACCAGCGCCAGCAGACGCAACUGACGUCGGCGUCAAACUGGCUGCACAGCUGCUGGGAACGAGCACAGCCAUCGUGGUUGCCGCGGGCGCUGGCAUGAGCCUCGAUUCCGGGCUGCCGGACUACAGGAGCCCAGCAGAGUGGACCGCGGCGUUCCCGGAACUGGCUGCGCGGCAACUCCGAUACGAGGACAUGGCCAAGGCAGCGCACUUCGACGACAGCCCGCGCGUGGUCUGGGCGUGGUACAAGCACCGCUACGACACGUACCAGGCCGCACAGCCGCACGCCGGGUACGCCGUCCUCAAGCGAUGGUGCGAUGGUGCGCGGGAUGGCUACCGCGUCUUCACCAGCAACGUCGACGGCUUCUUCCAGCGUGCCGGCUUCCCGCGCUCAAGCGUGGUCGAGUGCCACGGGUCCAUGGCCCGGCUGCAGUGUACAAGUGGCAAGCACGGCAUCUGGAAGAGCGACGCCGCUUUCCGCAAGCUCAGCGUGGAUCCACAGGACCCGUGCACGCUGGCUGCUGGCGUGGAGGUCCCGCGCUGCCGCACGUUUGGCUGCCAGCGACACGCGCGACCAAACAUCCUCCUGUUCAAGGACACGGCGUGGGAGGGGACGGCGGCGACAGCGCACCGAGGCCGAUACGGCGCGUGGCUCGACGCGCUCCCCGACGACAGCACACUGGCGAUAUUGGAGGUUGGCGCGGGAAACCUCGUACCGACGGUGCGGCUGGAGGUGGAGCGGGUGGUGGCGUCGCGGCUGGCACGACAACAGCGCACGCACGUGAUCCGCAUCAACCCGGGUCGCGAUGUGCAGGACCCGAGCGUGCAGUGGCCGGGGCAACACGUGGUCAUCAGGGGGAAGGCCUUCGAUAUCCUCACCAGCAUCGACGCCGCAAUGGCAAUGGAAACCGCAUGA